Odobenus rosmarus divergens (Pacific walrus) is the source of this 3417-nucleotide messenger RNA. It is a transcript of the gene COL6A1, whose product is annotated as collagen, type VI, alpha 1. NCBI's taxonomy places the organism in Eukaryota, Metazoa, Chordata, Mammalia, Carnivora, Odobenidae. The transcript is spliced from 35 exons. The record is from RefSeq and is a predicted model, not a curated record. The coding region runs from base 69 to 3152 and encodes 1027 amino acids.
CGGCCUCUGCUCAUCACCGGCCCACCCGGACCCCAGCCCUCGCUCGAUGGUGACACUGGGGCGGUAACAUGAAGGUGGCCCGCGCUCUGCUCCCCCUGCUGCUGCAGGCUUGCUGGGCGGCCGCUCAGGACGUCCCGGGCAGCGCCAGGGCCGUGGCCUUCCAGGACUGCCCUGUGGACCUCUUCUUUGUGCUGGACACCUCUGAGAGCGUGGCCUUGAGGCUGAAGCCCUACGGAGCCCUGGUGGACAAGGUCAAGGCCUUCACCAAGAGCUUCAUCGACAACCUGAGAGACAGGUACUACCGGUGUGACCGCAACCUGGUGUGGAACGCGGGUGCCCUGCACUACAGCGACGAGGUGGAGAUCAUCAGCCCACUCAGGCCCAUGCCAAGCGAUCGCGACGCACUCAAGGCCAGAGUGGAUGCCGUCAAGUACUUCGGCAAGGGCACCUACACGGACUGCGCCAUCAAGAAGGGGCUGGAGGAGCUCCUUGUGGGGGGCUCCCACCUGAAGGAGAACAAGUACCUGAUUGUGGUGACCGACGGGCACCCCCUGGAGGGCUACAAGGAGCCGUGUGGGGGCCUGGAGGACGCCGUGAACGAGGCCAAGCACCUGGGCAUCAAGGUCUUCUCGGUGGCCAUCACGCCCGACCACCUGGAGCCACGUCUGAGCAUCAUCGCCACGGACCACAUGUACCGACGAAACUUCACGGCGGCCGACUGGGGGCAGAACCGCGACGCCGAAGAGAUCAUCACCCAGACCAUCGACACCAUCACCGACAUGAUCAAAAACAAUGUGGAACAAGUGUGCUGCUCCUUCGAAUGCCAGCCCGCCAGAGGACCUCCCGGGCCACGGGGAGACGCCGGGUACGAGGGAGAACGUGGGAAGCCAGGUCUCCCAGGAGAGAAAGGAGAAGCCGGAGACCCCGGAAGGCCCGGGGACCUCGGACCCAUCGGCUACCAGGGGAUGAAGGGAGAAAAAGGGAGCCGAGGGGAGAAGGGCUCCAGGGGAGCCAAGGGCUACAAGGGCGAGAAGGGCAAGCGUGGCAUUGACGGUGUGGACGGCAUGAAGGGGGAGAUGGGGUACCCCGGCCUGCCAGGCUGCAAGGGCUCUCCUGGAUUCGACGGCACUCAAGGACCCCCGGGACCCAAAGGCGACGCAGGUGCCUUCGGACGGAAAGGAGAGAAGGGUGCCCCUGGAGCUGACGGGGAGCCCGGGAGGCCAGGGAACACAGGCCCCCCCGGAGACGAGGGCGAGCCGGGCUUGCCUGGUCCCCCAGGAGAGAAGGGAGAAGCCGGUGACGAGGGAAACCCGGGACCGGAUGGUGCCCCCGGCGAGAGGGGCGGCCCUGGGGAAAGAGGACCACGGGGGACCCCAGGUGUGCGGGGCCCACGGGGGGACCCGGGCGAAGCUGGACCCCAAGGUGACCAGGGACGAGAAGGCCCCGUCGGUGUCCCCGGAGACCCGGGCGAGGCUGGCCCCGCUGGACCUAAAGGUUACCGAGGUGACGAGGGGCCCCCAGGGCCUGAGGGUUCCAGAGGAGCUCCAGGGCCCGCAGGACCCCCUGGAGACCCCGGGCUGAUGGGUGAAAGGGGGGAAGACGGCCCACCCGGAAACGGCACCGAGGGCUUUCCUGGCUUCCCUGGCUACCCAGGCAGCAGGGGCCCCCCGGGGAUAAAUGGCACUAAAGGCUACCCAGGCCUCAAGGGGGAUGAGGGAGAAGCCGGAGACCCUGGAGAGGACAACAAGGACAUCUCACCCUCAGGCAUCAAAGGAGCAAAGGGCUACCGGGGCCCUGAAGGCCCCCCGGGACCCCCAGGCCACACAGGACCGCCAGGGCCAGAUGAAUGUGAGAUCUUGGACAUCAUCAUGAAAAUGUGCUCUUGCUGUGAGUGCAAGUGUGGACCCAUCGACAUCCUCUUUGUGCUGGACAGCUCGGAGAGCAUUGGCCUGCAGAACUUCGAGAUCGCCAAGGACUUCGUCAUCAGGGUCCUGGACCGGCUGAGCAGAGACGAGCUGGUCAAGUUUGAGCCUGGGCAGUCCCACGCGGGUGUGGUCCAGUACAGCCACAACCAGAUGCAGGAGCACGUGGACCUGAGGGACCCCAGCAUCAGGACCGUCCAGGAGCUCAAGGAAGCCAUCAAGAAGCUGCGGUGGAUGGCGGGCGGCACGUUCACAGGAGAGGCUCUGCAGUACACCCGGAACCAGCUGCUGCCGCCCACCCAGAACAACAGGAUUGCGCUCGUCAUAACGGACGGCCGCUCGGACACCCAAAGGGACACCACCCCGCUCAGCGUGCUCUGUGGUCCAGACAUCCAGGUGGUCUCUGUGGGCAUCAAGGACAUGUUUGGCUAUGUCGCCGGCUCCGACCAGCUCAACGUCAUCUCCUGCCAAGGCCUGGCACCUCAGGACCGGCCAGGCAUCUCGCUGGUCAAGGAGAACUAUGCAGAGCUGCUGGAGGACAAUUUCCUGAAGAACGUCACCACCCAGAUCUGCAUAGACAAGAAAUGUCCAGAUUACACCUGCCCAAUCACAUUCUCCUCCCCGGCCGACAUCACCAUCCUGCUGGACGGCUCGGCCAGCGUGGGCAGCCACAACUUCGACACCACCAAGCGCUUUGCCAAGCGGCUGGCCGAGCGCUUCCUGACGGCGGGCAGGACGAACCCAUCCCACGAGGUGCGCGUGGCGGUGGUGCAGUACAGUGGUCCCGGGCAACAGCGGCCGGGGCGUGGGUCCCUGCAGUUCCUGCAGAACUACACCGUGCUGGCCAGCACCGUGGACAGCAUGGACUUCUUCAACGACGCCACCGACGUCAACGAUGCCCUUAGCUACGUGACGCGCUUCUACCGUGAGGCCUCGCCCCGUGAAGCCAAGAAGAAGCUGCUGCUCUUCUCCGACGGCAACUCGCAGGGGGCCACGGCGGCAGCCAUCGAGAAGGCAGUGCAGGAGGCCCAGCGGGCGGACAUUGAGAUCUUCGUGGUGGUGGUGGGCCGCCAGGUGAACGAGCCCCACAUCCAAGUCCUGGUCACGGGCAAGACGGCCGAGUACGACGUGGCCUUUGGCGAGCGCCACCUGUUCCGUGUGCCUAGCUACCAGGCCCUGAUGCACGGCGUCUUCUACCAGACCGUGUCCAGAAAGGUGGCGCUGGGCUAGCGCUGGGUGGCCCCUCUCCCACUGCUAAAACGGGGAGUAAAAUGUGACGUGAAUGUUCCUGACCAACCUGACGAGCUACAUUUUUGUAAAGGAAAGGCUUGAAAAGCCUCAUGUGUUUUACCUACCCCUCUGGCCCCGUGACUCCGCCAGCCAGCCCGUCCCCUCCCCUCCGUGCUAUCAUCCCCCAAACUCCUGCAGGCUCUGAAUCCCCAAAACCUCCCUGCCUUUCCUGGGGGGUCGCCUGAGCACUGACCCCCCGCCCCGC